Baudoinia panamericana UAMH 10762 is the source of this 1230-nucleotide messenger RNA. RefSeq names its product glycoside hydrolase family 17 protein. The transcript has a single exon. Bases 180 to 1100 code for a protein of 306 amino acids. Gene Ontology annotation, molecular function: glucan endo-1,3-beta-D-glucosidase activity; 1,3-beta-glucanosyltransferase activity. Gene Ontology annotation, cellular component: fungal-type cell wall; cell surface; extracellular region. The record is from RefSeq and is a predicted model, not a curated record. Gene Ontology annotation, biological process: cell wall organization; carbohydrate metabolic process. NCBI's taxonomy places the organism in Eukaryota, Fungi, Ascomycota, Dothideomycetes, Mycosphaerellales, Teratosphaeriaceae.
CGAUUACCUCUGUUCACUUUGUAGUACGACUUGUUGACCAAGUAACCCUCAUUUCUUCGUACAUUGUCGCAUCCACGUCUAUGAACGUCUCGGCUCGAUAGAAUCAUUCUUUAAUCGAUUUCCUUCAGACUCUUUAAUCCGCGCGGCUAUAACCACAUCGUACCGACACGGUCUAUGCGAUGCGUGCACCUCUUACUUUAGCAACCCUGGCGGUUACUCUCGGACCAGCUCUCGCACUCAACAAAGGCACACUCGGCUUCGCGUUGGGUACGAAGCACGCCGAUGGUUCCUGCAAAUUUUCAAGCGACUACGAGCAGGACUUUGAUGCCAUCAAACAGAGCAGCGGCAGCACUAUUGUUCGUGGAUAUGCUGCUAGUGACUGCAACUGCGCGCAACAGAUUCUUCCCGCUGCUCAGAAGAAGGGUUUCAAGGUUAUUCUAGGCGUCUGGCCGGACACGGAUGCAUCAUAUGAAGCAGACAAGAGCGCCAUCCAGCAGUAUGCAGAACAAUACCCGAAUCAGGUUUAUGCUGUCACUGUCGGUUCGGAAACGCUAUACCGUGGCAACUUCACAGGCCAGCAGCUUCUCGAGAAGAUUAACGACGUAAAGAGCGUCGUUCCUACUGGAGUUAAAGUCGGAACCGCAGACAGCUGGAACAAGUAUGCAGACGGCACGGCAGAUGCGGUCAUCAAAGGCGGUGUCGACAUACUUCUAGCCAACGCCUUUUCAUACUGGCAAGGGUCGCAAGUAGGGCAAGGCGCAACUUACACCUACUUCGACGACAUGCAACAAGCUAUUGGCCAUAUCCAGACCGUCUCCGGCAGCUUAGAUGCCAUCGAGAUCUGGAACGGGGAGACGGGCUGGCCCACGAAUGGCGGAACGAACUACGGCGCUGCAACAGCAAGCACCCAGUUAGCGAGUCAAUUCUACAGCCAGGCGGUAUGCGGGCUCCUAGAUUGGGGCGUCAAUGUCUUUUACUUCGAGGCGUUUGAUGAGCCCUGGAAGCCAACUUCUAUUGGCGAUAACGGUCAAGCUCAGGAUGAGACGCACUGGGGUGCCAUGAAUGCUGACAGGAGUAAGAAGUUCUCGUUGCAGUGUUGAGCGGCUCGAAGUGGCGCUGGCGCACUUCAGCUGGACUAGCAAGGCGUAUGAUGGUUGAUGCUUUUCUGCAUCUGGAGCUGCCUCUUGGUUUGAUGAGUCCACGAUUUGAACGAAACGCAAUUGUUCGAGA